Crotalus tigris (Tiger rattlesnake) is the source of this 600-nucleotide messenger RNA. It is a transcript of the gene PCBD1, whose product is annotated as pterin-4 alpha-carbinolamine dehydratase 1. Gene Ontology annotation, biological process: tetrahydrobiopterin biosynthetic process. Gene Ontology annotation, molecular function: 4-alpha-hydroxytetrahydrobiopterin dehydratase activity. Lineage: Eukaryota; Metazoa; Chordata; Lepidosauria; Squamata; Viperidae. The record is from RefSeq and is a predicted model, not a curated record. The transcript has 3 exons. The coding region runs from base 82 to 264 and encodes 60 amino acids.
CCGCGCCUCCGUCUCCGGAGUUGUGCUGGAAAUCACCGGCCGACCCGGCGCUUCUUGCUUUUGCGCUCCGCAAUUGCCAGUAUGGCCUUUGGAUUUAUGACCAGAGUAGCUCUACAAGCAGAAAAACUGGAUCAUCAUCCUGAAUGGUUUAAUGUUUACAACAAAGUUCAUAUAACCUUAAGCACACACGAGUGUGCUGGCUUAUCUGAACGGGACAUCAACUUGGCCAGUUUUAUAGAGCAAGUAGCAAACACACUAGCCUAAAGUGCUCACCCCAUCUUUGUCUGUAAAGGUAGCUUCUGCAUCUUAACUUGUCAGAAAGCAUCAUGACAAAUGUAAUCUAACCUCCGUAUCCAGUUAAUAUGGGAGACCCCAUCUUUUUGUAGAAGCUUCAUACUUGCUUACUGUAUGGUCACACAUUUCAAUAGGCACCAGCGCUGUGAAUUCAUUUGUUAUCCAUUAUAAAUCUGUCUUGUGUCAAUAUCUGUCUUUAGGGUUGUUUAGUCUGUAACCCUGCUUAGCAGUAUUAAGUAGGUGCAGGAGAAGUUGCUUGUGGUUGUCAGCUUUAAUAAAGCCUACUCUUACACAAAGAAUUGGAAA